Molecule: messenger RNA, 507 nt
Organism: Suncus etruscus (white-toothed pygmy shrew)
Lineage: Eukaryota; Metazoa; Chordata; Mammalia; Eulipotyphla; Soricidae
Product: high affinity copper uptake protein 1-like
Exons: 1
Coding region: 1-507 (168 amino acids)
Biological process (GO): copper ion transmembrane transport
Cellular component (GO): membrane
Molecular function (GO): copper ion transmembrane transporter activity
Source: RefSeq, a predicted model, not a curated record
AUGUGUCAUCUUCACCACCACGAGGACACAGCUUUGAUCUCCUCUACUCCGGAGACCUCCACCAGCACCCUGCCUCCUGGCUUCACCAUGGUAUCAACCCCGCACUCGGAGCACAUGUCGAUGCACACCACCUUCUACUUUGGCUACAAGAACGUGGAGCUGCUGUUUCCGGGCUUGGUGAUCCAAUACAGAGUUGGUAUGCUGCUCGCUUCCCUGGUGAUGUUCUGCCUGGCUCUCUGCUAUGAAGGUCUCAAGGUGGCUCGGGAGAAACUCACAGACAGGGCCAAGAUCUCUCCAUGGCCCCAUGUGCUGCGAUGGCUCCACAUUGCUCAGACAGCUCUGCAUAUGCUUCAGGUGAUGCUGAGCUAUGUGCUCAUGCUUACUUUUAUGACCUACAAUGCCUACCUCGCUAUGGCCGUGUUGGCAGGGGCCGGUACAGGAUACUUGGUCUUCCACUGGAAGAAUGCCAGGCUCCUGGACUCAGCUUCAGCAGAUCCUUGCCAUUAG